UCAUAAAGGUCCGAUGUAAGGUCCGACAACGUCUUUGGUUUCAUCGCGCGUUUUUGUUGUAAAAUGAACAUUAUUUAUAGUAAUUGUAAAUGAAUUAGUGUAACGAAACAGUUUUUAUAGUUAAUUAGAUAAUUUAAGGCCUGCAUAACAUAAUAAUAGAGUCCAGUUAAGGUACAAGGUGUUUACCUUGUUUAUAGGUUAUGUCAGUGCUUGGUCCAUAUUUCAUAAUUAAAACGAAUUUAAAAUGACGGAAGGAGACUCAAGUGAAAAUGGAAGGGUAGUAGCAAUCCCUAGUCCAUUUGUGAAGAGGAAAGUAGAGUGCGCUGGAGCAGCAUUCCUUAGAUAUUACAACGUGAAGUGCCAUGGUGGCGAUGCAUUGUUCGAAACCCUCAAGUCCAGCGAAAAGGCCGAAGAAGUCGUUUUUGACGAUGAUGUGGAAUACCUCCGAAGCUUGGACCCCAAGGAUUGGAAGAUGCAGGAUCACUAUGCUGUUCUGGGUAUGAAAAAUUUGCGGUAUAAAGCCACCGACGACGAAAUAAAACGUGCAUACCGGCAGAAAGUGUUAAAGCACCACCCUGAUAAGCGCAAGGCGCAGGGCGAAGAGAUCCGUAGCGACGACGACUACUUCACAUGCAUCACAAAAGCUUACGAGAUCCUAGGAACCCCUGUCAAGCGUAGGUCAUAUGACUCAAUCGACCCCACUAUAGAUGACAAUGUCCCUACACAGAAUGAUAUCAAGAAAGAUGGGUUCUUCAAGUCAUUCACCAAACACUUUGAGUCUAAUGCUCGCUGGUCAGAGAAGAGGAAUGUGCCUUUGUUAGGUGAUGAGAACAGUACCCGGGAACAAGUUGAGCGGUUUUAUGCUUUCUGGUACGAGUUUGAGUCGUGGCGCGAGUUCUCUUACCUCGACGAGGAGGAGAAGGAGAAGGGUGCAGACCGAGAGGAAAGGCGCUGGAUAGAAAAACAGAACAAAGCUGCACGGGCCAAGCUGAAGAAGGAGGAGAUGGCUAGGAUACGGAAUUUAAUAGAUCUGGCUUAUGCAAACGAUCCCCGGAUCCAGAGGUUUAAACAAGAGGACAAAGAUAAGAAGUUAGCCGCUAAACGGGCUAGACAGGAUGCAGUACAGGCGAAAAAAGCUGAAGAGGAGCGGAUUGUAAAGGAAGCUCAACUUGCCAAGCAGAAAGCGGAGGAGGCAGAGCGAGCGCGCAUCGAGGCCGCGCGUGCCGAGCGCGAGCAGCUCAAGAAGAACCUGCGCAAGGAGAAGAAGGCGCUGCGGGAUGUGUGCAAGGCCAACAACUACUACUCCACCACUGAGGAGGAGGCCGUGGCCCACAUGGCCGCCGUCGAGAAGAUCUGCGAAAUGAUGAAAGUUGUAGAGCUGCAGGACUUCUUAAAAGAGCUGGAGAGUAAAGGUAGAGAAGCCUUCAUCAAUACUGUCAAGGAGACAGAAGACAAACUAGAAGCAGAGAGAAAAGCCAUAUUUGAGAACCGGAGAGUUGAAGAGCAAAAAGCUAGAAAGGAGUCUGCACUCAAGCAGCCUAUGGAAUGGUCGGUGGAAUUAACACAACUCCUAAUCAAGGCAGUCAACCUAUUUCCAGCGGGAACUAACCAGAGGUGGGAAGUAGUUGCUAACUUUUUAAAUCAACAUGGCACUUUUACAGAUGAGAGAAGGUUUGUUGCUAAAGAUGUUCUGAACAAAGCUAAAGACUUGCAAAGUGCAGAUUUCUCUAAAAGUAGUCUCAAAAAAGCUGCCAAUGAGGAAGCAUUUGAUCAGUUUGAAAAAGAGAAGAAGAAGGGUUAUAACCACAUUGACGACAGCGGAAUAUCGAAGAGCGACAAUCCUGAUAAACAAGCAAAGGUAGUCAACGGAGUAGUUCCACCAAAAGCAGAAGAGGUUCCAAAACUAGAUGACAAAGUAUGGACAAAAACUGAACAAGAACUAUUAGAACAAGCUAUCAAAACGUUCCCAGUUAGUACUCCAGAAAGGUGGGAGAAAAUAGCCGACUGCAUACCAAACCGUACCAAAAAAGACUGCAUGAAACGAUACAAGGAGUUAGUUGAAUUAGUAAAAGCAAAAAAGCAAGCUGCCAACCUUGCAAAAUAACAUUCACCCCUACUAGUUCUGUAUCAAAUUGUUUACCAUCCGCCACCAAGUAAAUGACCAAAGUAGAUAAAUAUGGGUAUUGUAAAAAUAUAUUUACAUUGGUAAAAUUAUUUGUUGGCUUGUGACAAAGACAUUUCAAGAGGUAUAGAAAUAUUGUAUAAUAUGCUUCAUGAAUUAGUAAUUAUGGAAUAAAUUACUGUUUUCUUUUUAAAGAAAUUGUAAAGCAUGUUUUGUUUACUUGGUACCCUGAUUAUGAUUGAACCAAUCAGCUUACAGUUAUUAAUUGUGUCUAACUGCUUGGUACGACCACAUAGAAUAACUCUAAAUUAUAAUUGAUGAUUAUGUACCUAGAUGGUUUGUGAUAUUCAAUUUAGAAGACAAAAUGUUUAAAUAUUAAAUGUUAAGCUUAGCUUGAAGAAGUCUAGUUACUAGCGUGGCGGUUAAAAGGUUUACUCUAAUUUAUUUCUCAGGCAAAGUAGUUUCUAGUUAAUCUAACUGAAAAAAUACAAUCAGAGUUCCAUAAGUAUCCUUUGAUAAAUUGCCAUAUGAAUAUAUAUUUUGUUGCAAUAGUUAAUUUUUAAUCACAAUUCUGUGAGCUGUUAUGACUCGCGUGCCCGUCUCGGUCGCUUGCACACAAAUGACACGGUCACUUAGUACUCUGCCUGCCCCGUAAUCAACAUACCUGUUGUGCAAAUACCACAAAGAUGGGAAACAUUUGUUAAUUCGUGACUAGAGUGAUUAUAUUUUACUUAUUUUAUCAACAGAAAUGUUAAGGACCGUUUAUAAAUAAGAAGUGUUAGUCUCAUCAGAUAAUAGGAUUUCAUUAAUUUAAUGAAGUAUUGAAUACAUGAUAUCAACCUCUAAUUAUAUCCAGUCGUGCCUACCGAGCGUGAAAUAUUCUUUAUACAAUAGACAACUAUUGCUCGAAGAUUGAAAGAUAAUGUGCUCAUUAACUAUCGGAUAGAGAUUAUUAUAAACAGACCGACAGUAAACUUAAUAGGAAUUUGUUUAAUAUAGCCUUGACAUGCAAUGUGAGAACUGAUGCGAUAUUCCGCAUAAAAGCUAGUAUUUAUUGAAAUAAAAUCUAUUUUCAUACCUUUGCAUACUAUUAGCAGAAGAAAUGUGUUAUUAUAUAGGUAUCUGUAUGUAGAUCCAGUCGAUUAUUUAUAGUAAAAUGUUCAUCAAUUCUUCAACCAUAAAGCACUUUCUCGCCAUAAGUUGCAAAAUACUGUGUCUCUGGCGGGCGGCGGUUCACCCAGGACAACGGACUGGCCGUUUCAUUAGCAGUCACUACAAACUCACCACUACAUAUUUUUAUAUUUAAUUUUAUUUGUUUAUUGUGAUGAAUAUAGUCAAUUUGAAAUUUU
Messenger RNA from Trichoplusia ni (cabbage looper), 3471 nucleotides. Its product is annotated as dnaJ homolog subfamily C member 2. Bases 245 to 2104 code for a protein of 619 amino acids. The record is from RefSeq and is a predicted model, not a curated record. Gene Ontology annotation, biological process: 'de novo' cotranslational protein folding; regulation of translational fidelity. Lineage: Eukaryota; Metazoa; Arthropoda; Insecta; Lepidoptera; Noctuidae. The transcript has 2 exons. Gene Ontology annotation, cellular component: cytosol. Gene Ontology annotation, molecular function: ribosome binding; Hsp70 protein binding.